GGUCCUAAAAUGUCACUAGAAAAAACUACAAGGACCAAACUACACUCUUAGAGCCAAAUCGGUAAAUACACUGGUUUUCCAAAAGUUCGAUCGCUAAUUCUAGUUUCAUAGGCGGCGACUCUUCUCCAAGCUUCCAAUAGCUCGAAUGUUUUGAUUCAACAGAGGUUCAAGCUUCAUUGAAUCACGGUGUAAGAAGAUUGAGACCAGUGUCAUGCUAUUCAAUAUAAACAUUCACUCUCAAAACCACUGUAUUGCUUGAGUCUUCUUUCAUACUAAAACAAACCAAAGCCAUGAAGUCGUUAACACUCCUUAGAUCCAUUCGCAUGCGCGCCACUCACCGUGAAAUAACCGGGCCUCUACAAUCUCGUUCUUUUCAACACGAUUUCGUCCCCGCAGAUCCCAAAGCCAAACCCAAAAAAUACAAACUACCCCCAUUUUACGACCCAUAUGGCCCGAGACCACCACCUUCUGAUAAAAUCAUUCAACUAGCCGAAAAAAUCGCAGCCCUACCCCCUGAAGAACGUAUGCAAAUAGGCCCCACUCUUAGAGAGAGAUUAAGGCACCCUAAGAUGCAGUCGGUUUCGGUUGACGGGGUUGACUUGGGUGCCCAAGGUGGGUCCGGGCCCGGGGCUGCUAAGACUGAAGAAAAGGUUGAGAAAACCGCGUUUGAUAUUAAGUUGGAGAAGUUUGACGCGGCUGCUAAAAUAAAGGUGAUUAAAGAGGUGCGCGCGUUUACUAAUCUUGGAUUAAAGGAAGCUAAAGAUAUGGUGGAGAAAGUUCCGGUUUUGAUAAAGCAAGGGGUCAGUAAAGAAGAGGCGAACGAGAUAAUAGAGAAGAUUAAGGCUGCUGGUGGUGUUGCUGUGAUGGAGUGAUGCUUUGAAACCGUGUUGUUUUUAAGUUGGUGUUUCUUAAUUGGCAAGAUUUAGAAUGGAUCAAAACAUUGUUUGCCGAUUUGAUUAUGGUGAAAGAUUUUGAUGUAGGAUUACAAUGAACAAGUUAUGUUUUCUAAUAAUAUUUGCAACUUUUAUCCCA
Molecule: messenger RNA, 1032 nt
Organism: Helianthus annuus (common sunflower)
Lineage: Eukaryota; Viridiplantae; Streptophyta; Magnoliopsida; Asterales; Asteraceae
Product: 50S ribosomal protein L7/L12
Exons: 2
Coding region: 291-872 (193 amino acids)
Biological process (GO): translation
Cellular component (GO): ribosome
Molecular function (GO): structural constituent of ribosome
Source: RefSeq, a predicted model, not a curated record